Molecule: messenger RNA, 1432 nt
Organism: Eutrema salsugineum
Lineage: Eukaryota; Viridiplantae; Streptophyta; Magnoliopsida; Brassicales; Brassicaceae
Exons: 5
Coding region: 1-1200 (399 amino acids)
Biological process (GO): regulation of flower development
Cellular component (GO): nucleus
Molecular function (GO): protein binding
Source: RefSeq, a predicted model, not a curated record
AUGUCGCAGGACGUAAUUUCAUCUCAUGAGCAGCUCUCGAUGGAUGAGAUUACAAGCCCUCUCACUGCACAAAUCUUCGAUUUCUGCGACCCACAAUUAUUCCAAGAAACCUUUAAUCAAACUUCUGAAGUGACCUCUGCUUCAAAUUGUUGUGACUAUGUUAAAGACGACGACAACAACAACAAUAACUUUCCAGACAAAUCCAAUAGCGGUUCGAAUCAAGAUCAUGAAGACAACAACAAAAAUAACGACAACGGGGAUUUAUCGAUCAUAUUUGAUCCACAAGACGAUUUUGAAAACGAUAUCACAGCUUCCAUCGAUUUCUCUUCGUCUAUUCAAUUCCCAGUCUCCGAUCAACUCCAAGACCAGUUUGAUUUCACCGGAAUUCAACUUCAUCAGCCUCCGAAUAUCCUCUACUCUUCCUCUUCCGGUGAUCCUCUGCCUCCGCCUUUAUCGGUUUUUGAAGAGGAUUGCCUUUCUUCUGUCCCAAGUUAUAAUAUUGGCUCCCUAAACCCUACUUCCCCUUCUUGCUCUUUCUUGGGUAAUCCCGGUUUACCAGCUUACAUGGCCGUAACGGGGAAUAUGAUGAACACCGGUUUAGCCAUUGAAAGAUCUGGUUUUUACUCAGGGGGUAUCCAUUUUGGUUCUGAUUUCAAACCAACGCAUGAUCAAUUGAUGGAAAUCCAGGCUGACAAUGGUGGAAUGUUCUGCCCAGAUUCGAUUAAACCCAUCUUCAAUCCAGGAGAUCAUCUCCAGGCUCUUGACGGUGGCGAGAACCAGAACCACCUGGUGGCAACACCGGUUCUUCCGCAGUUAGGAACAGAGAUAACCGGUUUAGACGACGCGAGUUUCAACAAAGUCGGUAAACUCUCCGCUGAGCAGAGGAAAGAGAAGAUUCAUAGGUACAUGAAGAAGAGAAACGAGAGGAAUUUCAGCAAGAAAAUCAAGUAUGCAUGUAGAAAGACAUUGGCAGAUAGUCGUCCAAGAGUUAGAGGAAGAUUUGCAAAGAACGAUGAAUUAUGUGAACCAAAUAGACAAGCUUCUUCAAGCCAUCACGAAGACGACGAUGAUGAUCCGGGUUUCGGUUUGCAGGUGGGGGUAAAGGAAGAAGAACAAUUGGUUGAUUCUUCGGACAUAUUUUCACACAUAAGUGGUGUGAACUCUUUCAAGUGCAAUUAUCCAAUCCAAUCUUGGAUUUGAGUUGAUUGAUUACUUGGUUAUAAUAUCACAAAAUAGUAUGUUUGAUAUAGAGAGGUCUGUUUGUAUAUUUACUAGUACAUUCUUUUUGUUGGCUAUGACUCAUAUUUUGUCGGAAUUAUUUAGAACGUAAUAGAAGAGAGAGAUAAAUAAAACUGUAGCUAGUAAAGAGAGAGGGUUUGUCUAUGUUACAUAGAAUUGUAUUACAAAAUUUUUGUAGAUAUAAAUAAUAUAA